AUGACUUCAUUUGGGAAAUAUUAUACAUUUAUCAUUGCAGGAGCAAGUGGUGAUUUAGCUGCUAAAAAGACAUUUCCAGCAUUAUAUGGAUUAUAUAGAGAAAAACAAUUAAGUCCUGAUUGUCAAAUCAUUGGAUAUGCAAGAUCAGAUUUAAGUGAAGAAAAAUUUCAUGAAAAAAUAUCACAACAUUUUAAAGGAGGUGAUGAACAAACUAAAAAAGAUUUUUUGAAAUUAACUUCAUAUGUUAGAGGUGCUUAUGAUACAGAUGAAGGCUAUCAAAAAUUAGAAAAAAGAUGUGUUGAUUAUGAAAAAGAACAUAAUGUUGAAAAACCAGAAAGAAUUUUUUAUUUAGCUUUACCACCAUCUGCAUUUACUGAAGUUUGUGAACAUAUUAAAAAAGAUGUUUAUCCAAAAGAUGGAAUUAUAAGAGUUGUAAUUGAAAAACCAUUUGGUCAUGAUUUAAAAUCUGCAAGAGAAUUACAAGAAUCUAUAGCACCAUUAUUUUCAGAAGAUGAAAUUUAUAGAAUUGAUCAUUAUUUAGGUAAAGAAAUGGUUAAAAAUUUAUUAGUUAUAAGAUUUGGUAAUGAAUUAUUUAGUGGAGUUUGGAAUAAAAAUCAUAUUUCUUCAAUUCAAGUUAGUUUUAAAGAACCUUUUGGUACUGAAGGUCGUGGAGGAUAUUUUGAUACUAUUGGUAUAAUAAGAGAUGUUAUGCAAAAUCAUCUUUUACAGGUAUUAACUUUAUUAACAAUGGAAAGACCAGUAUCAUUUGAUGCAGAAGCAGUAAGAGAUGAAAAAGUAAGAGUAUUAAAAGCAUUUGAUAAAAUAAAUGUAGAUGAUGUUAUAGUUGGACAAUAUGAUAAAUCAGAAGAUGGUAAAAAACCAAGUUAUUUAGAUGAUAAAACUGUUGCAAAGGAUUCAAAAUGUAUUACUUAUGCUGCUUUUACAGUAAAUAUUCAUAAUGAAAGGUGGGAUGGUGUACCAAUGAUUUUAAGAGCUGGUAAAGCAUUAGAUGAAGGAAAAGUUGAAAUUAGAAUUCAAUUUAAACCAGUAGCAAGAGGAAUGUUUAAAGAUAUUCAAAGAAAUGAAUUAGUUAUUAGAAUUCAACCAGAUGAAGCAAUUUAUUUAAAAAUUAAUUCAAAAAUCCCUGGAGUAUCAACAGAAACUUCAUUAACUGAUUUAGAUUUAACUUAUAACAAGAGAUAUUCAAAAGAUUUUUGGAUUCCUGAAGCUUAUGAAUCAUUAAUUAGAGAUGUUUUACAUGGAAAUCAUUCAAAUUUUGUAAGAGAUGAUGAAUUAGAUGUUUCAUGGAAAUUAUUUACUCCUUUAUUAGAAGCUCUUGAAAAUAAUCCAAAUUUAAAUUUAGAAAAAUAUCCUUAUGGUUCAAAAGGUCCAAAAGAAUUAAGAAAAUAUUUACAAAAACAUGGUUAUGUAUUUGCUGAAGAAGGUUCUUAUCAAUGGCCAUUAACUGAACCUGAUGUAAAAGGUAAAAUUUAG
Lodderomyces jiufengensis is the source of this 1494-nucleotide messenger RNA. It is a transcript of the gene ZWF1, whose product is annotated as glucose-6-phosphate dehydrogenase. Gene Ontology annotation, biological process: pentose-phosphate shunt, oxidative branch; glucose metabolic process. Gene Ontology annotation, molecular function: NADP binding; glucose-6-phosphate dehydrogenase activity. Lineage: Eukaryota; Fungi; Ascomycota; Pichiomycetes; Serinales; Debaryomycetaceae. Bases 1 to 1494 code for a protein of 497 amino acids. Gene Ontology annotation, cellular component: cytosol. The transcript has a single exon. The record is from RefSeq and is a predicted model, not a curated record.